Molecule: messenger RNA, 1968 nt
Organism: Plasmodium falciparum 3D7
Lineage: Eukaryota; Apicomplexa; Aconoidasida; Haemosporida; Plasmodiidae
Product: J domain-containing protein
Cellular component (GO): cytoplasm
Molecular function (GO): nucleotide binding; nucleic acid binding
Source: RefSeq, a predicted model, not a curated record
AUGGGUAGAAAAGCUUCUAAUGAUAGCUACGAGAAUUCAGAUGUGAACGGUGCUGUUUCUAAAAGGAAAUCUAAAGGGAAGGAUGAUAUAAAUGAUAUUAUGAAUGACUUGAAUAAGAAGAAAAUGAAUGAGAAGAAGAAUAUGAAAGAUAAGAAGGAUGGUAAUUUUUCAGGAAAUAUGAUAGGUGGAAUGUAUAAGAAUAAAUUAAGAUAUAUCUUAGAUAAUAUAAUAAUAAUAAGUAUUAUUUUAUCAUUUGUUGUAUUAAUAUCUUUUAAAUAUUUAGAAGAGAAAUAUUCUAUAGAAUCUUAUUUUGAAGAUGGAGAUAGUUUUGAUUAUUAUGAAGUUUUAAAAUGUAAAAGAGGUGAUAGUAUUCAAAAGAUAAAAAAGAAUUAUCGUGAUUUAUCUAAACAAUAUCAUCCAGAUAGUAAUAAGAAUUGUAAAGAUUGUGAUAAGAAAUUUCAAGAAAUAACAAAAGCAUAUAAAACAUUAUCUGAUAGUAGAUUAAAAAAAGCAUAUGAUAAUUCGAAAGGAAAAGUUUUAAAAUUAAUUGAAUCAAAUAGUAUUAAUUUGAACAUGAAAAAUUAUGUUGAUUUGGUAGAAAAUUCAAAUGAUUAUUGGAUAAUUCAAAUAUAUUCCGAUACAGAUAGUUUAUGUUUAAGUUUUUCAAAUAUAUGGGAAGAAAGUUUUGAUAAAUAUCACGAAUAUAUAUCAUUUGGUAGGAUAAAUAUUUCAACAGAUAAGAAAUUAAUAAAACAAAAAGUACCUUUUAAUGUUAAAAUAUAUCCAACGAUUUUCAUUUUAUCACCUGAUGGUACAUAUCAACUAUAUUCUAACAUUUUUAAUGCUACAUCUAAGGAUUUUCAAAAUUUUAUAACUAGUAAUUAUCCUAAUAAUAUAUAUGAUUUAAAAAUGUUAAAUGAUGCUUUGUAUAAAAUGUCUUCAUUAAAUGUAAAGAAGUCUGGAUAUAUUGAUAAAAACCAUCAUGUUAUAUUAUUAACUAAUAAGAAGAAAUUAAGUUUACAAGCUAAGCAAAUUACUUAUAAAUUUAAUAAUAUAUAUAAAACAUAUUCUAUAAAAUAUAAUGAAAUAGAUAAUAUAUCAAAUGAGUCUAUUAAAAAGUCCAUAAUUGAUUCAUUAAAAGUAUUAAGUAUUAAAAAAGACGAAUAUCUAAAAGAAAAUCAAAAUAUUGAUUAUUUUAUUUUAGUAAACAAUAAUCAAGUAAAAAUUAUACGAAGAAUAUCUCCAACGAAUAUAAAAAAUGUAUAUAAUGAUGCAUUAAAAAAAAAUAUUGUAGAAAUUAAUUCUAUAAAUGUUGAUUCUGUUUGUUCAACUAUGGGUUCAAGAAAAACUUAUUGUUAUGUUAUAUUUGUAGAUAAUGUUGAUGAUGAAAAAAAUGUUAAUUAUAUGAGAAAAACAUAUCAAAAUAUUAAUAGUUCAUAUAACAAAUUUGUAUCUAAAAAUGGUUCAGAAGAAACAGAAGAACAAUUAUUUAUACAACCAGUAUAUGUAUUAAAAAAAAAUCUAACAAAAAAAUUUAACAAGUUUAUAAAUGAUAAAACAAUUAAUAAAUAUGAUUCAUUCUUACUUGAUUAUUCAUCUAAUACAUUUUCAUCAAUUAAUGAAAUUAAAAACUUAAGCAAUUAUUCACAAAAUAAAGACGAUUUAUCAUUCUUACAUAAUAUAUACAAAGAUAUUGAAAUCUUAAACUUUCAAAAAAUACCAAAAUAUUGCUUACCUUUUAAUAUCAAUUGUCUAUUUAAUAUUAAAACUACAACACCAUAUAAAUUAUAUAAUAUUAUUAAUAGAACAUCCAAGUUACAAAUUAUUUUCUCGUUAAUUGUUGGUUUUAUGUUAUUCCCAACAUUCAAGGAAUAUGGAUUCUUGAAAUAUGUUUUGUUUGCUUUAUCCGUAGGCUUUUCAGUAAUUGUCAUAAAUAUAAAGGAUUUCAUUCUUCUAUUAGCUAGCUAA